AUGCUGGCCAUUCGAUCAAUUGCGACUCCUGCGGCGCGCCAAUGCCUCCGGGCAGCCCCGCGCCCUGCCGUCACGCUGGCUUUGCAUAGCCAGAGGACCUACUCCGCGAAGCACGACAAGGUCGCCAAGUUCACUGGCGAGAAGGCCUCUAACGGCCGCUACACUGUGAGCUUGAUUGAGGGUGACGGCAUUGGUCCUGAGAUCUCCCAGUCUGUCAAGGACAUCUUCGAGGCCGCCAAGACCCCCAUCCAAUGGGAGCCUGUUGAUGUUACCCCCAUCAUCAAGGACGGAAAGACUGCUAUCCCCGACGAUGCCAUUGAGAGCAUCAGGAAGAACAAGGUGGCGCUCAAGGGUCCCCUCGCGACCCCCAUCGGCAAGGGCCACGUCUCGCUCAACCUGACCCUCCGACGAACCUUCAACCUCUUCGCCAACCUGCGCCCCUGCCGAUCUGUUGCCGGCUUCAAGACCCCCUACGACAAUGUCGACACCGUGCUUAUCCGAGAAAACACCGAGGGUGAAUACUCGGGUAUUGAGCACGUGGUUGUUGAUGGUGUCGUGCAGAGCAUCAAGCUCAUCACCCGCGAGGCCAGCGAGCGCGUCCUGCGCUUCGCCUUCCAGCACGCCGAGGAGAUUGGCCGCAAGAAGGUCCGCGUUGUGCACAAGGCCACCAUCAUGAAGAUGAGCGACGGCCUCUUCCUGAGCGUCGCCAACCAGGUUGCCAAGGACUUCCCCGGCAUCGAGUUCGAUGCUGAGCUGCUCGACAACACCUGCCUCAAGAUGGUCACCGACCCCCUCCCCUACAACGACAAGGUCCUGGUCAUGCCCAACCUCUACGGUGACAUUCUCUCCGACAUGUGCGCUGGUCUGAUCGGUGGUCUCGGCCUCACUCCCUCUGGCAACAUUGGUGACGAGUGCUCCAUCUUCGAGGCCGUUCACGGUUCCGCUCCCGACAUUGCCGGCAAGGCCCUGGCCAACCCGACGGCUCUGCUGCUCAGCUCCAUGAUGAUGCUGCGGCACAUGGGCCUGACCGAGUACGCUGAUCGCAUCGAGAAGGCCACCUUUGAUACCCUGGCGGAAGGAAAGGCCCUGACGGGCGAUCUGGGCGGCAAGGCCAAGACUCACGAAUAUGCGGCUGCCAUCAUCAGCAAGUUGUAG
Messenger RNA from Thyridium curvatum, 1155 nucleotides. RefSeq lists its product as uncharacterized. Gene Ontology annotation, biological process: tricarboxylic acid cycle; isocitrate metabolic process. Bases 1 to 1155 code for a protein of 384 amino acids. Lineage: Eukaryota; Fungi; Ascomycota; Sordariomycetes; Thyridiales; Thyridiaceae. The record is from RefSeq and is a predicted model, not a curated record. The transcript has 5 exons. Gene Ontology annotation, cellular component: mitochondrion. Gene Ontology annotation, molecular function: NAD binding; magnesium ion binding; isocitrate dehydrogenase (NAD+) activity.